Molecule: messenger RNA, 2373 nt
Organism: Protopterus annectens (West African lungfish)
Lineage: Eukaryota; Metazoa; Chordata; Ceratodontiformes; Protopteridae
Product: histamine H2 receptor-like
Exons: 3
Coding region: 470-1477 (335 amino acids)
Biological process (GO): G protein-coupled receptor signaling pathway
Cellular component (GO): membrane
Molecular function (GO): G protein-coupled receptor activity
Source: RefSeq, a predicted model, not a curated record
GCCAGGAUAUUCAAUAAAAUAUACUGUAAUGUAUAACUUAUAUUUAUCAUAGACGUCUGUUAUGUAUUUGCCAUAAAAGUCAGCUUUUAAUUUGAAACUGGCAGAGAAGAGAGACUCAAGAAAGUAAAUUCUAAAAGAAGCAUUUAAUACUGCAAAUGUGGACAGCUACACCAGGUUCUGCUCAAGACUGUAAAAUUGCAAAUGGAUAAAACAAACUUUGUUAAAUAACUCAGAUAAGUAUUCUGACUGCAUUCUUGAAAGCCUUUUUUUCCCUGUACAGGAUCACUACAGUUAAGAAAUCCCAAAGCUACAGCUCUAGGCAAAUCCUGAAAAAAAUGGGUCUAUAACUUCCAAAUUUGCUUUUCUUCAGAUUCAUCUGUUUCAGGAGGCACAAAGUCUAUAUGCUAUAAAUGGUACAUUAUGAACAUAUUAUCAGAUAUGAGAAGUAACUGAAGCCAACUUAAAUACAAUGCUGUCUACUCCUCUAUUAUAUGGAAUCUUAAUGCUCACAUCAAGCGUCGGAUCAGUAUCUGGAAAUAUUCUGUUGCUAAUAAUAUCUGUCCUCAACCCAAAACUGCAUACAGACACUUCACCACUGAGCUUCAACCUCAACAUCUGUGAUCUCAUUUUAGGGUUAACUGUGAUUCCUGCUGGAAUAUACAACAGUUUGUCUGGAGUGGCAACCUUCACUGAACAUCAAGCUGUUUGCCAGCUGACAGCUUUUCUCUAUGUACUGCUACAGCUUGCAUCCAUUAAUUCUCUCACCUGGAUCACGGUUGACAAGUUUGCUGAAAUAUGUUACCCCUUACACUAUGCACAGCUAAUCACAAAACAGCGGAUCUGGUUAAUUUUAGUUUUUUUGUGGAUCUACUGCAUACUGAAUGCAACUGCUCCGCUCUUUGGCUUUGGAACUUACUCAUAUAAUGAAAGCAAAUACAUCUGUCUGCCAAGUUUUAGUUUGACUACAAAAGCCUACAGUGUCAUUUUCCUGUCCAUGGGAAUUGUUGUUCCAGUACUUGCAACUUGUUUUAUGUAUUCAUGCAUCAUUCAUACUGCCAGACAUCAAGCAAAAAGAGGAACUUUUGUCUGCAAUGAUCAGCACUGUUACUAUGUACCAGCUAAAUCGUACUUCAGGAGUACAAUCCUGCUGAUAUCAACCACAAUAUGUUUGCUAAUAUGCUGGACUCCUUACAUCACUAUUAGUUUCUAUGAAACAUUUCAAAGCAAUGCAGUUCCACCUUUGGCUAAUGCAAUCUCCAUAUGGCUAGUGCUUUUUACUUCGGCUCUUGAUCCUUGGGUUAAUGCUAUGGUGCAAAAAAAGUACAGACAAGCUUUAUGUGAAAGCUGGAAAAAACUAAAGCAAAAAUUUGUAUGUAAAACACAGGAAAUUCCAGCCUUCCCAGAACAGAAGGAUGCCACCUACAGAUCACCAAGACCUUCUCCAAGAAGUAUUCCACUAAGAAACAUUUUAACUUGAGCAGAACAAUGUUCAGUCUUGAUUUUAUGAGUGUCAGGCAGCUCCUGCAGAAGAAGGCUUUUAUGUUGUGUUCAGACGUAUAGGGAAUAUAUCUAUGGUACUUUUUUAGAUGUGUUUUUAUACUGCAUGUAGUAAAGUACUUGUGAAGUGAUUUAUUUUACUGUAUUUUAAAUGCCAGUGGGAUACUUACUGCAUAAUAAAAUACUUAAGAUCUAUUUAAUAAACAUCGAACACAUACUAUGAACAAGCAAAAUAUAACAAAAAAUAUCUGGUCUGCUUGUAUAAAAUAAUGUUAACUAUAGUACUGGUAAACUUAACAAAUCUAGACUUAACCAAAAACAAAGAGAACACACCAGCAAAAGCACAUGAUAGCCUGUCAAAAUGUUAGGUAGAGUGAUGUGAACUGAACAAUAAUGUGUUCUAGUCUUAGAAAAGUGCUGUCAAGAUCCAAUAAGUGAAUAUGGAAUGGGGGGAAACGUAACUAGGAUGAACAAAGUCAUUCUAAAGGUAUAGAAGAUUUAUUAUGCACAUUUACACAGCAGCAAUCUUCUGCAUCAAAAGGUGCAAGAGGGCCAAAGCAAAACUGGCUAGGAGGAAAGUAAAUGAAGCCAAACCUACACCACCAAAGGAAUGAAACAGGGAAGCCUUCAAUUGCUGCCAAACUCAAAGGGAUUCCAUAAGAAGCUCUCUAUUAUGGUGGGUUAAGGAUGUGCCCAAAUUCAAUGUGCAAAGCAUAGGAAUUGAAUUAAAUGCAGGACGUAAGACAGUGUGUCCCUAUAAGCAAAAACAGAAAGGGUUAUGCACUUGGAGGCUGGAAACCUUCUUGGCACAGAAAAAAAUCUUUUUAUGAAAGACAGAGAAAGUGUCGCUUUCGUGUUGGCACACGAAUAAAUGAG